CAUGCUUUUGCUUUCGGUUUGACGUAAAAAAAAAAAAAAAAAAAAAAAAACACAAGUUCGAAGCCACAUUUGAAAACAUAGCUUAUUUAUAUGAUUUGUAUGCACACAAAUCGGUGCACCAUGAUCAGGCACUGUAGUUCAUUUCUUCUGUUCAUGCUGGUAGUUGAAGGAUCUUUGCAGGACAAAGUUGAGGGUUAUUUUGGAGGAUCUGCUGUCUUGCCGUGUUCUUCAAAUGAAGAUAAGCAUACAAUUGAAGAGAUAGAAGUGCAUUGGAGACACAAUGAGAGCCUAAACGUGUUUGAUAUAAUUAAGGGUAAAGAUUCACUAGUUGGUCAAAAGUCAGAGUAUAAGAACAGAGCUGAAACCUUUCCCCAGGAAUAUGUGAAAGGAAACUUUUCCCUCCGACUCAAGAAUCUUACAAGCACUGAUGCAGGAAAGUACUCAUGCUACAUCACAGAGGAAUCAGACAUUCAGGGAGUUGAGCUUCUCAUUAAAGAGAGGCUGGUGAAAGAAAAACGAAACCAAGGAACACAAACAAGUCCAGAGAUGUUUGCAACAUUAAUGCCUUUGUUUUCGAUUUCAGUUCUGCUCUGUUUCUGAGGUGUAUGAUGUAACACGUUGCAUUUAUCCCAAUAGAUCGCAACAGUGUGUUUCUGGGAGUCAUACAUUUAUUUUCCAUAUGUGCAUUGUUUUUUAACAGUAACUUAUAAACCUGUAUGGCCAGACCUACCGUGAGCUCUGAAGUUGUUAAUCAGUGGUAUAUGGUUUUGUUGAGGCCAUUAGUACGUGUUAUUUCAACUUCAAUGUUUAAAAAUCGUGCUUAUUACAAGAAUUGCCAAUUAACUAUACUACCCAUGAUCCUGAGGGGGAAAGUGCACUAGAGAAAUCACUCCCAUGAUGCACUGUUAAUGACAAGUCAGUCUUUUAACACUCUCAAACUACAUAUAUUUUGACAUAUCUGAAUAGUUUGCUAUAAACUUAAAAUUUAUGUUUUCUAUACUUACAAUCAACAACUUAAAAUUAAAGGUUUUAUACAUUUCCAUAGUUUUUCAUGCAAUUACAUCAUUCCUCAUGGGAUUGUAUUUCAUUAAAAACACUUACAGUAUUUUUGCCUGAUUUUUAAAUACUUUUUUGUAAUGUUGUGAAUCACCUCGGAGCUUGUUGGUUUAGUUCAUUGUUUAGAACUCAUAAGAAGACUGAAAAAAAUUGGUGGGCUCUAUUACAGUAUCUUAACAGAUAACUUACAGUACAGUAUAGAUAUACUGUAUAGAUAUAUGGUUGGAUAUUUCCCUGAUGUCUUUCAUUUGCAGUAUUAUGUAUUGUAUUCCGUUUUAUUGUUUCUCUAAAGUGGUCAUAUUUAGUUUUUUUAGUACGUCGCACUAUUUUCUUUUAUUUCAAAAGACCAAGUAAAAUUUGAUGGGUUGAGAAAACGUUUAACAACAAACAUAAAUAAUCUCCUUAAAAGAAAAAUUUUGGGUUGCUACUACUAUUUAAUUUACUAUUUUUUAUGGUCUCCAACCAUAGGAAAUUUUCCAACUUAUUUUCAUUUAAACCUUAUUUUACUAAGCAAAUUGUGUUAUCCUUUCAUUAGAAGAUGCAAUAAUCUGUUCUUCUGUGCUUUUAUACAAAAAAUAAUUAGCAGUAUUUUUCAAAGUUUUUUUUUUUUUAAGCUUAAGUUGCCAUGUGAACCAUAUAUUAAUUACAUUUUUGUUUUAAUUUUUAUUUAUAAACCAUUUUUAUUACGUAUGCAUAUUAAAAGCAGACGUUGAUGAAGUAUGUUGUUGAAGAUUGUUUUGUAUAAAAAUAUUUUUUUGUUUUUUCAAAUCACUGUCAAUAAUCAAUUUCACAUUGUGACAACUUUCCCCACUACAGGAUUUACAUGUGUUAAAUGAACUCUGUAUCUUAAAGGGAUAGUUCACCCAAAAAUGAAAAUGUACAUGGACCAAAAGAGCUGAGAUAUUCUUCUAAAAAUCUAUGUUUGUGUUCUGCAGAAGACAGAAAGUUAUACACAUCUGGGAUGGCAUAAGGGUGAUUAAAUGAUGAGAGAAUUUUCAUUUUUGGGUGAACUAUCCCUUUAAUAACACUGAAAAUGUUCAAUAGCUGUGUUGUUGUUGUUGUUGUUGUUGUUGUUGUUGUCAAGACUUUAAGAAAUGUACCUAUAUAGAAACUGACUUUUAAACAUAGACACACCCUGCGAAAUAAUCAUGGAGUAUUUAUGAGUAUUCAAGGAGUGAUAACUUGCCCCAUUUUGAAAGUGCAGCCAUGCCAAUAAUGGGUUUACAGUAUGAACAAUCCAGGACAAUAUAAUAUCAUCUGUUUAAACAUUUGAGACUGGAGUAUAGAACUGGUUAAUUUAUUUAAUAUAAAUAAACUUGUUUUAUACUCCAAAAGAAGAGGGCCAUGUGUCCUGUCCAAUGACACAAUUUUUUUUAAAAUAAUUCUUCACUGUGUUUAAAAUAAGCAGUAGCAUAUUGCACCCAACACCUAGAGCUCCAAACGGGAAAUAAAAAAAAUAAAAAAA
Myxocyprinus asiaticus (Chinese sucker) is the source of this 2521-nucleotide messenger RNA. RefSeq names its product V-set domain-containing T-cell activation inhibitor 1-like. NCBI's taxonomy places the organism in Eukaryota, Metazoa, Chordata, Actinopteri, Cypriniformes, Catostomidae. Gene Ontology annotation, cellular component: external side of plasma membrane. The transcript is spliced from 4 exons. Gene Ontology annotation, biological process: T cell costimulation; cellular response to lipopolysaccharide; cell surface receptor signaling pathway. The record is from RefSeq and is a predicted model, not a curated record. Bases 91 to 600 code for a protein of 169 amino acids.